Molecule: messenger RNA, 951 nt
Organism: Sphenostylis stenocarpa
Lineage: Eukaryota; Viridiplantae; Streptophyta; Magnoliopsida; Fabales; Fabaceae
Source: the annotation of a GenBank genome assembly
AUGAGCCAACCAUCGGUUAUACUUGCCACUGCGAGCUAUGAUCACACCAUUCGGUUUUGGGAGGCCAAGAGUGGCCGCUGCUACCGCACCAUUCAGUAUCCUGAUUCGCAAGUAAAUCGGCUGGAGAUUACCCCGGAUAAACGCUACUUGGCUGCAGCUGGUAAUCCUCACAUUCGACUGUUUGAUGUUAACUCAAAUAGUCCCCAACCGGUAAUGAGCUACGAUUCACAUACGAAUAACGUAAUGGCAGUUGGGUUUCAAUGUGAUGGUAAUUGGAUGUAUUCUGGUUCAGAGGAUGGCACAGUUAAGAUCUGGGACUUGAGGGCUCCAGGUUGUCAAAGGGAAUAUGAAAGUCGUGCAGCUGUAAACACUGUUGUGCUACACCCAAAUCAGACGGAACUAAUCUCUGGUGACCAAAAUGGCAAUAUCCGUGUGUGGGAUUUGACAGCAAAUUCAUGCAGUUGUGAAUUGGUGCCAGAGGUGGAUACAGCUGUACGCUCCUUAACCGUAAUGUGGGAUGGGAGCUUGGUAGUUGCAGCAAAUAAUCAUGGGACAUGUUAUGUGUGGCGCCUGUUGCGAGGAACUCAGACAAUGACAAACUUUGAGCCUCUUCACAAGCUACAAGCGCACAAGGGAUAUAUCCUUAAAUGUCUUUUAUCACCUGAGUUUUGUGAACCCCACAGGUACUUGGCAACUGCAUCUUCUGAUCAUACUGUCAAAAUAUGGAAUGUUGAUGGUUUUACACUAGAAAAAACUCUAAUAGGUCAUCAACGCUGGGUGUGGGACUGUGUAUUCUCUGUGGAUGGUGCAUAUCUUAUUACAGCUUCCUCCGAUACAACUGCUAGACUCUGGUCUAUGUCAACUGGUGAAGAUAUUAAAGUUUAUCAAGGACAUCAUAAAGCAACAAUUUGUUGUGCCCUACACGAUGGGGCUGAACCCGCUACAUCUUGA